CCGAGCGGCUGGUGGAGUGCUUGGUCUCGUCCUCCUGGUUGUGCAGGCAAUGAUUUCUUUACAGCAAAAGAUUUUAAACUUAAUCAAACAUUUCAGAAGACAAUGGCCCUUAUUUUCAAACUCUGAAAGGACUACUGUAUGUGGAGCCGAUUGCAUGCUGACAGCAUUACAACUGUCCAUGGCUGAAGUCAAUAAACAGCACCAUGGAGAUUUCGCAGCAUCACUCAUUGAUGUGAUGGAAACUUGGAAAUAUUUGUUACAUGACAAACUAGGAUUAUUGUAUGAGAACAUGGAAGAACCUGAAAAUUAUGCUGACUUUAAAAGGGCCUAUCAUACUUUCUUAGCAAGCAGCAAUAUGUUAGAUAUAAUAGACAUAUAUCAAAAGUGCUGUGCUCUUGCACUUGUCUCUGAAGAUGAAAGUAUUGCCCCCGUUCAACUGCUAGAAUUUAUUUCUGGUGGAAUGAAUGUAUCAAGAAGUAAUGGUUCUGUUCUUCCUUCUACACCAGUCUACAGACAGGAGCAGAACAGUGUGAAGGUGAUGCUCUUUGUCAAGAAGUGUUUUUAUUCAUAUUUAAGCCUGCUGGUGAAUUCUAAGGAUGAUCUGGCACUGGCUCGUAUUCUAAACGUUCCUGACAGAGGACUUGGUAGAGAAGCCUUCACUAAACUAAAACAUGCCUCACAGGAGAGAAAAAUGUCAAUUUUCCUGAUGGCAACAUCUUUUAUCCGAACAGUAGAACAUGGAGGAAAAGGCUGUGCAGCUUCAUUAUUUGAUCCACUAAGAGUCCACCUAAAGGGGCUUUCUAACUUCAUUAAUUUUAUUGACAAGCUGGGAGAAAUUAUUGGUGAAAUCCCAGAUCCAAGAGUUGCAGGGGGGCAAAUUCUGUCAACAGUGAAGAUGCAUUUGAUGAAAGGCCGAAGCAAUGGGGAUCCUUUCUAUCAGGCAGUAGAGGAAGUUGUACAAGAUUUGGAUUUGAGGAUUAAAAAUAUUAUCGAUUCACAACAUGAAGUCUUGACUGUUAGUGCCACUGGAGUCAGUCCAACACGGCCGAAAUUGCAUUCCAUAAACCAUGGCACUGCAUAUUGUGGCAGAGAUACCAUAAAGGUCUUACUAGUUCUUCUUGAUGAAGAAGCAGUCAGCGCUCCUACCCAGAACAAAGCGGAAUUAUUAUAUGAUGAUGUAAACUUAAUUAUGUUUGGAAGCACCUCUGUUUUGACACUCUUCAGAUCGCCAGCACAGUCCAAAGAAUCUUCUCCAAAACCUCUUAGACAGCGUAUUCAGAAGUCUGUGGAUGAAAAAAUAAGUAAGAUGGAGCAAUCUUCAAUCAAAUCUCAGUUUGCAUGUACAUACAAAAAUGAGCUGAGUAAAGUAAGGGAUCAGCACUUCCUCAGCAGUAGACAAAUGCCAGCCUGCAUAAAUCCUGCACCAAAGCAACAUUUGCAAGGUAAAUAUUUCACAGAAGGUAUGAAUUCAUGUCUUGACAUACCAGUGCUUGGAACUAUUUCUGAAAAUGUUCAUCAGAAUAAAAAUUAUAGAGAAAUGGGGAAAUUGAGUUGUCAGCCAAGGAAAAAGAACUCCAAGAAUGAACAGAUGGAUUUGAAUAAUGACAAAGUUAUCUAUGAUGAGGAAAGUGAAAUAUCUUUGCCAAAAAAUGCUAAGAAACGUAAGACUUCAAACAACCCUCAGAAGGAAUUGGACAGCAAAAUUGAUGGAAAAAGAAAGAACAACAGAACUGCAAGCAAGAAUAAAUUGAUUGUUGGUCAGGCAAAAUUAACUCAAUUUUUUAAAGUGUAACUUUUUAUUUUUACCUGCAUUGUCUAUUGAACACUUCAGAAGUGAGAUUUUGUAAGAAAAAGGUGAAAUUCAUGAUUUGCUUUUCUUCAUACUCAAAUCAAUGAAA
This is a messenger RNA of Lagopus leucura (white-tailed ptarmigan), 1898 nucleotides long. It is a transcript of the gene PARPBP, whose product is annotated as PARP1 binding protein. Gene Ontology annotation, biological process: negative regulation of double-strand break repair via homologous recombination. Lineage: Eukaryota; Metazoa; Chordata; Aves; Galliformes; Phasianidae. The record is from RefSeq and is a predicted model, not a curated record. The transcript is spliced from 11 exons. Bases 50 to 1792 code for a protein of 580 amino acids. Gene Ontology annotation, cellular component: chromatin.